Echinops telfairi (small Madagascar hedgehog) is the source of this 954-nucleotide messenger RNA. RefSeq names its product olfactory receptor 52M1. Bases 1 to 954 code for a protein of 317 amino acids. NCBI's taxonomy places the organism in Eukaryota, Metazoa, Chordata, Mammalia, Afrosoricida, Tenrecidae. Gene Ontology annotation, cellular component: membrane. Gene Ontology annotation, molecular function: olfactory receptor activity; G protein-coupled receptor activity. The transcript has a single exon. The record is from RefSeq and is a predicted model, not a curated record. Gene Ontology annotation, biological process: G protein-coupled receptor signaling pathway.
AUGCUUACUUUUCAUAAUGCCUGCUGGGUGCCCAGUUCCUUCCAGCUCAUUGGCAUUCCAGGGCUGGAGUCCCUGCACCUCUGGCUUUCCAUCCCUUUCGGCUCAAUGUACCUGGUGGCUGUGUUGGGGAAUAUGACCAUCUUGGCAGUAGUCAGGGUUGAGCGCAGCCUACACCAGCCCAUGUACUUCUUCCUGUGCAUGCUGGCUGUCAUUGACUUGGUUCUUUCGACUUCUACUAUGCCCAAAUUGCUAGGCAUCUUCUGGUUUGGUGCUGGUGACAUUGGUCUGGAUGCCUGCUUGGCCCAAAUGUUUCUCAUCCACUGCUUUGCCACUGUGGAGUCAGGAAUUUUCCUUGCCAUGGCUUUUGAUCGCUAUGUGGCUAUCUGUGACCCACUACAUCACACCUCAGUGCUCACCCAUGUGGUGGUGGGUCGUUUGGGACUGGCUGCCCUUUUCCGGGGCAUACUCUAUAUUGGACCCUUGCCUCUGAUGAUCCGAUUUCGCCUGCCUCUUUACAAAUCCCGGAUAAUAUCACACUCCUACUGUGAGCAUAUGGCGUUAGUUACUUUGACAUGUGGUGACAGCAAGGUCAACAAUGUCUAUGGACUGAGCAUUGGCUUUCUUGUGCUGGUUCUGGACUCAGCAGCCAUUGCUGCCUCCUAUGUCAUGAUUUUCCGGGCUGUGAUGGGGCUAGCUACUCCUGAGGCCAGACUGAAAGCUUUGGGGACAUGUGGUUCUCACAUCUGUGCCAUCCUUAUUUUUUAUGUUCCCAUUGCUGUUUCUUCCCUUAUUCACCGAUUUGGUCACUAUGUAUCUCCUCCAGUCCACACCCUCCUGGCCAAUUUCUAUCUUCUCAUUCCUCCAAUCCUCAAUCCAAUCGUCUACGCUGUCCGCACAAAGCAGAUCCGAGAAAGACUUCUCCAAAUCAUGAAAAUAGACGUGAAAAGCAGAUGA